AUGACGGAUAUAAGCCCAUUUGGUUCCAUAGCAUCGGCUUCCAACAAAUCGUCGACAUCGUCGUCGUCAGUAGAAGAAGAAGAAGAAUCGGGAUCAGACGAAGAGUCGACCUCAUCGAAACCGGUAUCAUCAGAAGAAGAGUCGACGACCUCGUCGAAACCGACCUCAUCGAAAUCGACAACGUCCAACAAUCCGAGUCAACAAUCUCCUUCCGAAGAGGACUCCGAGGAAGAGGGUUCGGUCGUACUAGAUGAUUAUUAUUCCCAUAUUCGCCACCGGGAGGAUGAGGUAGAAACAUCGAUCCCGAAAGGGAAUCGAAUGCCUCCUCCAACAAAACCAGCUGUUGCACCAAAACCAAAGCAGUCGUCGAACAAAGAGCAAGUCACACAUUCAUCCCAGCAAUCAUCCCACAAGGGGACUCUUAUUGACAUUGGGACAGAGAUUGAAACGACUCCUGGUGUUCCCACAGAAGAAACAAAGAAAAAGGAGAAGGUAAAGGCUAAGAAAAAGAAUAUUGCUCGGAGGAAACAAAAGCAGGAUAUCGUCUAUCCAUCCGAGUUGUCACGGAAUGUAGCAGGUGGAACCAAACGAAUCAGUUGGAAUUCCGAUCCCAAUGCUAGUUUCAGUGAUUGGAGAGUAGAAGUCUUGGUUCGAGAAACCCAGGAACGGCAAUUGUUCUAUUUGCAUCGCAACAUUGUCGGAUUUGGCCCACGAAAGUCGGAGUUUUUGAAGGAGGCUUUUGCUCAACAACAGGACAGAAAAGAGAAUAUGACGAAACUGAUACUUCCAGAAUAUCAAGCGAAGGUCUUUCCCAUGGUGUUGGACUAUAUCUAUUAUACAAGGGAAGCGAGACAGAAUCUAACCGCAUCUCGUGCUUGUGCCAUGUACAACAUUGCCGAGCGCCUUGAAAUCAUUUCUUUGGAAAAGGCAAUUAUGGAGUUUUAUCGCAAGAGUACAUCCCUGGAGAAUGUGGCCGAGUUUUUCAAGUGCGCCAAAGAAGCAGAUGCCUUGCAAUUGAUUGCCGUUUCCAAAGCCAAGAUUGGAACCAUGAUCAUUCAAAAACCAGAGCUUGGCAAAUUGGUUCCGCCAAGCUUCUUGAUUGAAAUCAUUGAAAUCUACAGAGAGGAGUUCGGGGAUAUCCGAAAGAAGAAUCCAAGAGGUAGGCUGCAAACUGCAGAUUUGGUUCAAUCCAAGAGGUUGAGCAUUGCAGCCUAUCUGUGUGUCGGUCAAAGCAAGAACACAAUAAACGAAGAACUGUUGGAUAAGCUGACCAACGAGACAGCCCUGCCAGUCAUUGACGUGGCUGUCGCUCUCCCCUUUCUAAAUCUGAGUGCCAAAUUUGAAAAAGGAAGCUCCGAAUAUACCAAUUUGCAGAGGCGGUGUGUCAAGAGCAUCACCCAGAAUUGGCCAAAGUUUCAAAAGCAGUUUUCGUCGUCCGAAAAGGUGUCGAAUGCGCUGAAGAAACUUCCAUCUCAUGUCUUGGCUGACAUUUUAGUGAUGACAAUGCAUCGAUGA
Molecule: messenger RNA, 1515 nt
Organism: Cylindrotheca closterium
Lineage: Eukaryota; Bacillariophyta; Bacillariophyceae; Bacillariales; Bacillariaceae
Source: the annotation of a GenBank genome assembly